Molecule: messenger RNA, 2094 nt
Organism: Vigna angularis (adzuki bean)
Lineage: Eukaryota; Viridiplantae; Streptophyta; Magnoliopsida; Fabales; Fabaceae
Product: putative pentatricopeptide repeat-containing protein At5g37570
Exons: 4
Coding region: 220-2079 (619 amino acids)
Biological process (GO): RNA modification
Molecular function (GO): RNA binding; protein binding
Source: RefSeq, a predicted model, not a curated record
AGUCACAAGAGUUCCCUCAACUUAGGAGCGCUUUGUCGUGUCUCACACACUGUUCCUCAGUUCAUAGUCCAUUUUCUGUUCGUCUCUCCUCUCUUCCUGAUUUUACUCGAACCUUCUUCAUCAAAUCCUUCAAUUUAGGGUUUAUCUAGGGUUUAUUUACCCCCAAUUCCCAAAACCCUUUUUGAUUGGCCUUUGUAGUUUCUCGCUCUCAUUACCCAAAUGGUUCGCUCUCAUGGCGUCACUCUCGUUAAUCGCCUUGCUCGUCGAUCUUUCCGUGGUGCCAACCAUUCUGUUUAUCAAUCAGUGUUCCAAAGGGGUUAUAGGACACUGAACUCUGGGCUUUUCCAUCCAUCGAGAGUUACUGGUAGUUUUACGUCUAAUGUUGGAGGUGGCUUUAAUUUGAAGAAAUGGUUACUAUUGGGCGGUGCAAAUAAAUAUUGGGAGGCAUCUAGAUUGAUUCAUGGCUCAGGUGCGAGCAUCAUCACCUUUCUUAAGGCGUGCAAGAGCAGUGAACAACUGAAGCAAGUGCACGCUUCCAUCAUCUACCGAGGCCUUGAGCAAGAUCACUUCCUCAUCUCCCUUUUCAUUCCCCUCUCACACACCCUCUCCACUCUCUCCUACACCUCCUCUGUCUUCCUCCGUGUCCUCACCCCUUCAACCUUCCUCUGGAACACUCUCAUGAAAUCCCAUUGCCACAACAGCUGCUUCUCCCAAACCCUCACCGCCUUUACUCGCAUGAAGGCGCACGGGGUCCUUCCCGACACCUUCACCUACCCUUCUGUCAUUAAGGCCUGUUGCGCCACGUGCAUGCCGUGGGAAGGAAAAUCGCUUCAUGGGUCCGCAAUUAGGUGUGGAGUCGACCGGGAUCUCUACGUGGCCACCAGUUUGGUCGACAUGUAUGGCAAAUUUGGGCAGAUUGAUGAUGCUCGCAGGGUUUUUGAUGGAAUAUCUAAGAGGAGUGUCGUUUCUUGGACUGCUAUGCUUGUUGGUUACGUUGCCGUUGGGGAUGUUGUGGAGGCCGAGAAGUUGUUUAAUGAGAUGCCGCAGAGAAAUGUGGCUUCUUGGAAUGCGAUGUUGCAGGGUUUUAUCAAGUUGGGGAAUUUGAGUGGUGCUAGGGACAUGUUUGAGGCUAUGCUGGAGAAGAAUGUUGUUUCUUUCACCACCAUGAUUGAUGGGUAUGCUAAGGUGGGUGACAUGGUGGCCGCGAGGUUCUUGUUUGAUCGUGCUCCCGGAAAGGAUGUUGUUGCUUGGUCUGCUUUGAUAUCGGGUUAUGUCCAGAAUGGGCAGCCUAAUCAGGCGUUGAAAGUGUUUUUUGAGAUGGAAUCGAUGAAUGUGAAGCCUGAUGAGUUCAUACUAGUUAGCUUGAUGUCGGCUUCGACGCAGUUGGGAAAUUUAGAACUCGCUCAAUGGGUUGAUUCUUAUGUAAGCAAGAGCUGUAUUGAUUUUCAGCAGGACCAUGUAAUUGCAGCGCUUCUGGAUAUGAAUGCAAAAUGUGGAAACAUGGAUAGAGCUUCGAAAUUAUUUGAGGAAAGACCUAAACGAGAUCUAGUCUUGUAUUGUUCGAUGAUACAAGGGUUGUCAAUUCAUGGGCGUGGGGAACAAGCCGUGAAUCUAUUUAACAGGAUGCUGAUGGAAGGGCUGUAUCCGGAUGAGGUGGCCUUCACAGUCAUUCUCACAGCCUGUAGUCAUGCUGGGCUUGUUGAUGAGGGCUGGAACUACUUCCAAUCCAUGAAGCAAAAAUACUACAUUAGUCCUUCGUCUGAUCACUACGCCUGUAUGGUUGAUCUUCUAAGCCGGUCAGGACACGUAAGGGAUGCUUAUGAACUUUUAAAAUUAAUGCCUGAGCCUCAUGCCGGUGCUUGGGGUGCACUUCUUGGGGCAUGUAAACUAUAUGGUGAUUCAGAGCUAGGAGAGAUUGUUGCCAAUCGACUUUUGCAGUUUGAUCAUCUAAAUGCAGCGAACUAUGUGCUGUUGUCUGACAUCUAUGCAGCAGCAGAGCGAUGGAUUGAUGUUUCCCUUGUGAGAAGUAAGAUGAGGGAAAGGAGAGUGCGUAAGAUACCUGGUUGUAGUAAAAUUUAGUCUAGGGCCGAGUUG